Molecule: messenger RNA, 2112 nt
Organism: Grosmannia clavigera kw1407
Lineage: Eukaryota; Fungi; Ascomycota; Sordariomycetes; Ophiostomatales; Ophiostomataceae
Product: tol-like protein
Exons: 3
Coding region: 1-2112 (703 amino acids)
Source: RefSeq, a predicted model, not a curated record
AUGGUCUACACGGAAAGCUGCAAACAAAAGGGAUCGAUACGGGAGAUAGAUGAGGGUGAGAGUGAGGAUUCUAUCCAGAUCUUUGACGAAGAUGGCGUCUCUAUGCGUGGACCUGAUAUUCCAUCGCUUUCUUUCGCCGAGGCUAUGGAAGCGGCACGAAUACAAGAGGCGAAAGCCGACUCGGACUCGGUCAAUAUUAUCGAGUCCGACGAAUGGACGCCAUUCAGCCCGGAUCUGACCACCGACGAAGUGCGGAGAUGGGCAGAAGACGGCUGCCUAUUCUGUGCUGAGCUCAUAUCAUCCGAAGGAGUGGAAGAAAGCAGUGGCAAUUCUACGAUGGUCUACUGGAUGACAAACGAACCGUACGAGAAGAUGGGCAUUAUGGUCUUAUUUGCGUCUCGGCAGGAAGACGGGUCCGUCAGCGAUGCCUGGGGCUGUUUCAACCUGCUCACAUUUCCAGGCGGCGUUGCUUCACAGGUGAUACCCCGGCAUCCGAUCAACACCGACCCGGCAUCUGAGCAGUCAUUUAAGCUCGUCAGAGGGUGGCUGCAGACCUGUCAGAGUAGCCAUGAGGGCUGUCCGAAGGUGACAUCAAAGUUCAUGCCGACUCGAGUGAUUGAGAUUGUGGGCGAUGGAGAGGACGGGAUGCAGCUGCGGCUGCUAGAAACACGUGGGUUGAUUGUCCAAUAUGUGGCCCUGAGCUAUUGUUGGGGCGGGGAGCAGGAGCUGAAGACCACGGCUGCGGUACUGCCCCGGUUCAAGGAGAGUCUUCCGGCCUUUGCGAAGCUGCCAGCGACGAUCCAAGACGCAGUAAGGGUGACGCACGAGCUGGGCCUGCGCCACCUGUUUGUCGAUGCCUUUUGCAUCGUGCAGGACGACGGCGACGACAUGCAGCAGCAGAUUGCGCAGAUGCCCGCGAUCUACAGCGAGGCGGUCGUGACCGUUAUCGCGUCGAGAGCGGCGAGCGUGGCUGAUGGGUUCUUGCAGAAGAGGCCGUCGUCGCUGCCAGACACAGACGAAGAACGCUACGAGGCUGCCUUCCAGCUGCCGAUGCGAUGCGCCGGAGGCGAUCUGGACAGCGUCGUCCUGCUUCGGCUCGCCUACAAGGGCCUGACUACAGAUCCGAUCUACACGCGCGCGUGGACGAUGCAGGAACAGCUGCUGGCAACGCGCAUAAUUGCCUAUAACCACAACCACACACGCUGGGGCUGCUGGUCUGCCCACACGCCCACCGACGGCUGGAUCCAGGCCGGAGGAGGCGACGAUUUUGUCCAGGCAUGGGAGCCGGCCGUCUUUCGGGCCCCGUCGCUGUCGUCUGGGCCGCCUGUCCGUCCGGAUGUAGAAACCGUGCGGUAUGGAUGGCGUCGGCUGGUGAUGCAGUACACGUCCCGGUCGCUGAGCUUUCCGGGCGACAAGCUGCCAGCUAUUGCCGCGGCGGCUGUUCGUGUUGGUGAGGCCUUGCGCCAGGACGACUACGUUGCCGGACUCUGGAAGUCCAGCCUGAUCCAUGACCUGUUCUGGAAGACGGUGCAGACAACGCGACAGGUCCGGCCGAGAGAAUUUCGGGCGCCGUCAUGGUCUUGGGCCGCUGUGGACGGCGAGAUUGACUAUUUUGCACGCAUCGUGGAUCUGAAGUCAGCGACAGUCGAGGUCUUGGAUUGCCGUGUCGAGCCGGCACAUCAGAUGCUGCCGUAUGGCGCGGUCAAGGGCGGCUGCUUGGUCGUCCGGGGGCGAUUGCGGCGUGUCGUCUUGCAGCUCGAAGCAACCGACAGAAAUUUUUUUCAUGCCACGGAGCCGGACCGAGAAGGAUUGGAAGCUAUGCUUCCGGUGUCUUUUGACGCGAUCGAGCCGGAAUUCGCAAACACUGCCGGAGAUUCCAUAGAUGUUGCCCUUUUGGAGCUGCACGACGAAAGUUCGGGAGAACCAGUGAGCCUUGUCCUGCGUGAUCUUGGUAACGAUACGUUCUGUAGACUGGGUGUAUCGUUUCGGUCUGCUAUGGUGAGAUUUCAGAUCGGCGACAGUGUAGACGACGGUCGGGAACUGGCAAGAUCGCAUCUCGACUGGGUGAAAGGGUUUGAGAAGUGUGUCCCAACGACGAUUACUAUUGUGUAG